CCAGCGCCUCCAUCUUCUCUGCAGGCAGCAACGUUGGCGGUGCCUCAUUUGCAUGAGCUAUGAUGGAUCCGUCUGGAUAUCGUAGUGUAUGCAAGGCAGGCCGACACGCCGCCGCUGUUCGAACUGAAAGCCUGUUUGCAGGAGCAAUCAGGUCUGCUUCGGUCGACGUCGUCGGUUUUCCAGCCGGUCGGAGCACCGGGCAGCAGCACUUUGAUCAUCCGCCCACGUUGGUCCCUCUGACUGUGAAGCAAGUGACCAUGCUUGCUCCUUCUAUCGAGCAGGGGGGCGCUGUCUAUUCACGGGACGCCUGUCAGCACGGUAUGCAUGAUCGCGAUGCAGUCUUGGUCGGUUUCUUAGUUUUCUCAUCGGAGAAACCACACACGGUGUUGCUACAGGCCCGGCUUCUGGGUAGGAUGCUUAACCGUAGGGAUAUGCCUGAGGAGAUAGAGUUCAUCCUCGCCGACGGCACCGGAGCCAUUCAGGCCAGGAUAUGGACCGCCCAGUCGGAGUACAUGCUGGCGUUGCGUUCUGUUAGGUUAUAUGGUUUUGCGAUUUUCCGUAUCUGUACGUUGCUGUUUUAUGUUGGUUGUGAACUGUUCCACUCUCACACCAUAAUAACAAAAAACAGUGAUGGCGACUACAUGAUAGUGAACGGAUCCAUAAAGGCCGAAGGUAGCCUGAAACACAUUCGGGUGUACUCGCUGAGUGUGGUGACAAACUACAAUGCAAUCACUCAUCACUUCCUUCAGUGCAUCUAUGUUCACUUAGAUCUUCGGAAAAAGGCAUGGUCAACUAAUCUUUGGCUGAUCUUUCGAGUUUUUAGCAUCUCAAGUUUGUUUCGGGUUAGACUGUCGUAUUCAUGUGUUUUUGUGCAGUUCAAUGACAGGGAAAAUGAUAUUAGACGGAUGGACUUGGCCGUAGCUGCCCACGAGCAAUCAUCUCCUGUUUUGGACAUUAACAACAGGCUCUUCGACGACGUGCUGAGAGUAUUCUACCAUCCAGGGGUCCUUGAGCUGGAGAAUGGCGCUUCUUUCGCUCUCAUACAAUCUCAAACCGGCGCGGAUGCGGAUCAACUAAGGUCUGUUAUUGGAGCUCAUGUUGCCAUGGGCAACCUUUUCACCACCAUCGAUGAUGGUCACUACAAAUGCUCGUUCAACGGGUAGCAAAAAUGAUCUAUCUGGGUGAUGUUCGCCAUUUGCUUGCACCCAAAAAUCAGACUGACGGAUAGAACCGUCCAAUGACCAGAACGUUCAUUUUCAAUGCCUCCUUAAGUUUUAUAUUCUAUAAUUCAAAAAACCCAUCGCAGUAUUUUUCGCGGAACAAAUACUCUGUGUCGUAGAAACCUGCCCGACGGCAGCUUUAAAAAUUCCGCAUUUGCUUAGUUUUGCUUUCCUCGCCACCUGUCAUGGACUAUGUAAG
This is a messenger RNA of Triticum aestivum (bread wheat), 1419 nucleotides long. RefSeq names its product replication protein A 32 kDa subunit B. The transcript is spliced from 6 exons. NCBI's taxonomy places the organism in Eukaryota, Viridiplantae, Streptophyta, Magnoliopsida, Poales, Poaceae. Gene Ontology annotation, biological process: double-strand break repair via homologous recombination; DNA replication; nucleotide-excision repair. Gene Ontology annotation, cellular component: chromosome, telomeric region; site of double-strand break; DNA replication factor A complex. Gene Ontology annotation, molecular function: single-stranded DNA binding. The record is from RefSeq and is a predicted model, not a curated record. Bases 60 to 1163 code for a protein of 367 amino acids.